Messenger RNA from Gopherus flavomarginatus (Mexican gopher tortoise), 6293 nucleotides. It is a transcript of the gene TMC6, whose product is annotated as transmembrane channel like 6. Bases 3312 to 5714 code for a protein of 800 amino acids. Gene Ontology annotation, cellular component: plasma membrane. NCBI's taxonomy places the organism in Eukaryota, Metazoa, Chordata, Testudines, Testudinidae. The transcript has 21 exons. Gene Ontology annotation, molecular function: mechanosensitive monoatomic ion channel activity. The record is from RefSeq and is a predicted model, not a curated record.
UCUUCUGCUCUGCGAGCAAGCCCCUGCGGGACCGGUCUGCCUGGGUGUCCAGCUCCCUGGUGCCCCACCACGCCUGUUCCAGGCAGGCACCAGGGCCAGUGGUUACCUGGGGGCCCAGCGCUUUCCUAAGAGGGAGUGUCUGUCUCUGAUAGGGGAAAUGGAGUCAAGCCACUGCCUGCUUGGACUUGCUGCAGGGAGUGGUUUGAAUGUGAAGAGCUGAGUGAAGUGAGACUCCUGCUCCUCCAGGACUGGAAGGAAGGGGCUGAUUCCGCUCCAGUUAACUCAUUAGUGCCCAAAGACUCUCAGUGCCCAGUGUUGGGUGUGGGAAGCAAGUGGUGGGGGAGAGAGGGGGCUGAGGAGGUGGGAGCAUGCAGAGGACCAGCCCUGCUCCCCUGAGGGCAGCUCUAAAGCCAAUCCAGUGGGUCCUGCGGAGGGUGGAGCAUAUGGCAUUUCCCAAGGCCUGUGCUGCUCAGCCCCGGGCUCCUGCCUGCAAAAGUGUCCAGGGAGAUCCUCCUUGUGCAACGCAGAACUGUGCUGAGCUGCUUCUUGCACAAUUCUUGUUUGCUGGUUGAAUCAUCUCUGCGUAGGGCAGGGGAGGUGGCCUGGCACGUCGUGGGGGGAUGACAGUUGUAAGUGUGGUGGGUGCAGGGGCGGAUUAGGGCUUUGUGGGGCCCUGGGACAGAGAAAGUGAGGGCCCAACCCCUUCUGCCCGCAGUCUCCUUGCUCCCCCUGUGCUCCUGCUGGGGAAAUAGGGUUGGGGUACAGGGGCUUGCCCCGCCCCCAUGCCUGGCACUGCUGCAGGGCAGUGGGAUCAGGGUGCAGGGGCUUACCCUGCUCUGCCCACCCGGCACUCCUUCCGGGGAGUGGGACAAGCUCACAUGCCUCGACCCCACUCCCCGGCAGGAACGCUGGGUGGUGUGGGGCAUGGGGGGGCCCAUUUUGGGAGGGCCACCCAAUUGGUCAGGGCCCCUGGGCAUAGGUCCCGUUGGCCCAGUGGCUAAUCCACCACUGGCUAGGUGCUGGAAUUAUCAAUAUGGGAAACCACGAAACACAAACUGAACCAUACAUUCCUUUAUUAAAUCCAAAGGCCUCUUGAUAUUUAUAGCAAAGAGUCCUGUGGCACCUUAUAGACUAACAGACAUAUAGGAGCAUGAGCUUUCGUGGGUCAUGCAUCCGACGAAGUGGGUAUUCACCCACGAAAGCUCAUGCUCCUAUAUGUCUGUUAGUCUAUGAGGUGCCACAAGACUCUUUGCUGCUUUUACAGAUCCAGACUAACACAGCUACCCCUCUGAUACUUGGUAUUUAUACAAUUGCUCUGAACAUGCCUGAAAAACCAAACUCAGUAAGCAAUUUCCUACAUCCCCUACAGAACAAAACAUUCCUGAGCAUUUGAUCAAGACACCCACAAAGGAGCUAAGCCUGGGGCACUCAGACACAGGCUGGUCGGCUCCAGCGUGGCCAGGUCACCCACCACUGAUGUCACUGCCAAUUACUGAGUCAGCCAGAACCCACUGGAGACAGGUCACCGUGAGUUCCAGUCUCAGUCCAGACAAGAUUUACACUCUCCUUUCUCCCUGAGGCCUUGCCUCCCCUCCUUGGUGCCCAGCAGUUUUUCCAUUGCACCUGGGCUCACUCAGGCGUUAACACUGGGGAAGGGCCGUGUUGGCUCAUUUUAAGAUGGAUUCUUUUUGUCAUAUUUUUAACCAUCUGCAGUCACUCCUAUUGGUCAGAGGCCUUGUUUUUAGAAACUUCCCCUUAUCACGUUAGUGAUUCAUGGAACCCCCCUCCAUUCCUGUUGGUUUUCAAGCCCUUCUUUCCACCUGCCAGUCAGGGCCUUUCUUCACAACACUGAGAUUUCCUUAACCAAGCUUAAGCUAACCCCAGUUCUUUGAGUUUCUAUUAUCCGGUGCUGGGGAGAGCUGCCAAAGACAUGCCCAGCUCCACACUCCACCGAUACCGAGAGUCACACAGGGCAAGGAGGGUCCACCCAGCUUGACCUGGGGCUCCCUCCCAUCCGCCAGGAGAACAAUCUCACUUUUGACCCUUCUUCAUUGAGCUCCCCCAGGACUCUGGGGCCCUGCAGACACGGGGGUCCCAGGUGUCCGGGGCAGCCCUGUUUCUCAGCAGAGAGGUGCAUAGGUGAUCAGAGGUGUUCACAGCCAGCCGGGAGGUCUGAUUAGUGCAGGAGCUUGCCCAGGCCACAGCUCAUUCUGCCAGUGCUAUGCACAGACUUUCCAGCUCACUCAGGGUGCAAAAUGCAUCUUGAUAUGUGACCUUCUGGGAGCUGGGCUGGGUGAGUGGGGAUGCCUCUCCCCUGGCCUUGGGCUGUACGGGGCAUUGUGUGGGGAGAGGACAAAGGGUUUGCAUUUACAUGCUGCCCAGGCAGGGACACACAGGCUGUUUGUUCUGGUGCCCUUUGAGGAAUCAGAACUGGGAGUGGGGAGGAGAGAGUGGCUCCUUUCUCCUGCCAGCUCUGGUUGGGGGAGCAGCCUCGACACACAGGGUAAGGCCCGGAUUUUCCUGCCUACAGCAGGCUUGUCACUGUGGUGUCUGAGCACUGACCCUAGGUGCUGCAGGCUCCUGGCCAGUGCCCAGCAUUGACUAUCUGGUCUCUCGGCUGGCAGGCCGGAGGAUGGAUCGCUGCCUGGGAGCUGCUCGCACUGCAUGACAUAUGGUGCCCAGGGCUUUGCACAGAGUGAGUGGUCAGCUGGGACCAGCCAGAGCCCCUAGCCGGAAACCUGCAAGGAUGCCUGGGUAGGACUCAAGGAGGGGGUCCCUGCCGGGGCAGAGGGAGCAAGGGGGUUAGUGUCUCUCUGGACAGGGCCGGCUUUAAGCUGAUUCCCCCGAGUCCCCUGCUCCGGGUCUUCAGCGGCAUUUCGGCAGUGGGGGGUCCUUUGGUGCUGCAGAAGACCCAGAGUGGACCCCCCGCCGCUGAAGAGCCGGAUCACCGCCGAGUAUUCGAAUCGGGCCCUGCCAUUCACAAAGCUGGCCCUGUCUCUGGACACGUCACAGCAGCACCUAGGAAAGGAGGUUGAGGUUGCCAUAGUGCAGAGGAUGUGGGAGAGAUCUCUCCUCAUGGCUGUUUUCUGUGCAGUUUCUCUUCUCAAGUCGGUGCGUUUCCACUUCCUUGGCUGUAAGCUGCAGUGAAAGGUCAGGGCCGUUGUGUGAAAAAGGAAGCAAGUGCCCUAGAAAUGACAAGUGGGAGAUGACGAGAAGAGGGCGCUGCUGAGAGAGCGUGUUGUUUGGAGAACUCCAGGUCCCGGUGCUGUCUGGAUCUGGGCCCUGAGCCGCUGGAGGGCAGAGAACCUGAGAUGACCCAGCCAGUCUCCUUCACCCUUCGUGUUCCGGAGAGCAGGGACGGUGCCAGCCCAGAUCUGAGCCUGUGCGACGAGAGCUCUGUGCACAAUUCCUUCCAGCAGCUCCUGCAGGAGCAGAGCAUGGAGGAGCCGGAGCUGGAGCUGGAGGAGCUGGAGCUGCAGGAGUUGACCCUUGGGGGCAGAGAGAACCUGGCAGCUGGCCACACCGAGGCCUGGGAGGAGCCAGAGUCGAGGAGAGAGCACCCAGAUUUCUCUUCAGCCACACUGUUGAUCCUUGCCAACAUGCCCAGCCGCACCAUCGGGCGCAGCCGAGGAGCCAUCAUCUCACAGUUCUACAACCGCACAGUCAAGCUUCGCCGCCGGAGCAGCCGGCCGCCGCUGCGCCAGGUGUCCCGCUCUGCACGGCCCAGCUUGCGGCAGUACGACCUGGAGCUGGACUCUGGGCAUGCGGAGCAGAAAGACACACACAGCCUGCUGGUGAAAGAGCUGCAGAGCCUCUCGAGCAGCCAGAGGAGCCACAUGCUGCAGGCGAUGCCUGUGAGCCUGGCAGAGAAACGCAGCCUCAGGCAGGAGUUGGGUGGACACAGAAGCACCCUGAGGAAACCCAACAGAACCAGGAGGCCUUUGUCCUGCUGUGGCCAGCUCAAACACGUCUUCCUCACAGGGUUCCGGAGUCUCUGGGAUGGGUUCCUCUCCCUCCUCCACUCCCUCCAGCCCUGGCAUCAUUCCCUGAAGCAGAUCAGUAGCCGCUUCGGCUCCAGUGUCUUGUCCUACUUCCUCUUCCUCAAGACGCUUCUCAUGUUCAACAUCUUCUUAUUCCUGACCCUCUUGAUCUUCGUGGUAGCCACACAGGCUGCGUACCCCCCGGCCGCCAAGAACAGCAGGCUCUUCACGGGGCUCGAGCUCCUCACUGGGGCGGGCUCCUUCACUCAGACUCUGAUGUACUAUGGCUACUACAGUAACUUCACCCUGAACGACCCCUGCACCCCUGUCAGCAGCAGCUGCCAGCCUGGCAGAGGCCAUCUCCCAUACAACAUGCCUCUGGCCUACGUGUUCACCAUUGGGGUCUCCUUCUUCAUUACAUGCAUCCUGCUGGUGUACAGCAUGUCCCGAUCCUUUGGCGAGAGUUACCGCGUGGGCAGCACGUCAGGGGACUUUGCCAUCAAAGUGUUCUGUGCCUGGGACUACAAGGUGAUCCAGAGACGCUCUGUUAGGCUGCAGAACGAAAACAUCCGGACACAGCUGAAGGAGCUGCUAGGAGAGCAGCAGUCUAAGUCCCGCCCAAUGAGCCUGUGCAGGAAGCUGGGCAGGAUGGUAGUUCUCAGUCUGGCCUGGGCAGUGUCCGUGGGCACCGUCGUAGGCUGUAUCGUUGCAGUGUAUUACUUCGCCGAACACAUGCUCAAGGUGCACCGGGACAGUCAAGACGAGGAGAGCAGCGAGGCCCAGCAGGAAGCCCUCCUGCUGGCUCUGCCUGUGGUGGUGUCUCUGAUGAACCUGGUGAUGCCGUACCUGUAUAACCUGCUGGCAGCCUGGGAGAAGCAGGAGUCUCCAGCGCUGGAGGUGUAUGUGGCCAUCUUCAGGAAUUUGAUUCUGAAGAUGAUUGUCCUGGGUCUGCUGUGUUAUCACUGGCUGAGUCGGAAGAUGGGAUACUCCACGGAGGACAAUUGCUGGGAGACGUCAGUGGGGCAGGAGCUGUACCGCUUUGUGGUGAUGGAUUUCGUGUUCACGCUCCUGGACACUUUCCUUGGGGAGCUGCUCUGGAGGCUCAUCUUGGAGAAGAAGCUGAUGAGGAAGCAGAGGCCUGAGUUUGACAUUGCCCGGAACGUGCUGGAGCUGAUCUAUGGGCAGACCCUGACCUGGCUGGGGGUUCUCUUUUGCCCCCUCCUCCCAGCUGUCCAGAUCCUCAAGCUGGUGCUCCUGUUCUACAUCAAGAAGACCAGCCUGAUGAAGAACUGCCAGUCUCCCAGCAAGCUGUGGCGCGCAUCUCACAUGAGCACAGUCUUCAUCACCCUCUUGUGCUUCCCCUCCUUCCUGGGCGCCGCCAUCUUCCUCUCCUACACCAUCUGGGCAGUGAAACCAUCCAUAGCGUGUGGCCCAUUCCGGAUGCAGGAGACCAUCUACGAGUCAGGGAAGACUUGGAUUCAAGAGCUGGAGAAAUCCAGCCCAAACAUCACCUGGUUCACCUGGAUCCACCAACACCUGGUGGAAAACACCUUCUUCCUGUUCUUUGUGUCUGGAGUCCUGCUAGCUGUGAUCUACCUCCACAUCCAGGUUGUGAAAGGCCAUCAGAGAAUCAUCUGCCUGCUGAAGGAACAGAUUGCCCAUGAAGGGGAGGAUAAGGUCUUUCUCAUUCAGAAGCUUCAGUGCAUUUAUGGGAAGCAAGAGACCUGCCCCUGAGCGCCAGGAGCCUCUUGGAAGAGCUGAAUGUGUGACCAGGACUUCCUCUCUGGCCGCAGCCUCCCAGAGCCGGGAAUGGAUCCUGGCCUCUCCAAGCCCCUUCUGAAUGGCCAGAGAAGAUUUGCCAGACUUUACAGGGCUGCACUGAGAGAUGCAGACGAGUCACUGAGAAAGCCAGUCUCCUGCUGGUGCUGGCACCCAGGCCCUGCCCAACAGCGGCACUGGCACGUUAUCCAUGGGCAAAAACCUCUGCUCCUACCAUGUACUGGUGCUUGUAACUCUGUCUCUCUGGGGUAGGCUGCUGAGACCUUGCCUUCCACUGGAGCACAGGGUCUAGAAGCCACGCAGGCUGUCAGGCACUACUGGAGCCGAGCACACCUGGUGCCAACAUGUUCUAAAGGUGAGGCCCAAAGCAGCCUCUCAUCUGACAGUGUGCUGUUUAAUGCUGCUGGGCCUUCGGCUGGUGUCUGCGGAGCCACCGAACCCCAACCUGGCUGUCCCAGCGGCUGAGUGAUUUUCAGGAAGCCCCUUCCCUGGGGACAUGUUUGCUUUGUUACUAUUAAAACCAUGUUCCCUCUU